AGAAAAAUACUUGUAUCUAAUCUAGUUGGGAAUACAAGCACUUUAUCCGAACGACUGAAUAGAUUUGUGACUUGUGAGCGCCAUAUUCAACUCUUCCCUAUCCUCUCCACUUUCUGCAACACGUUCCCUCUUCUUAUCCGCCAUGAAUGGGCUCUCAACAAGCUUUAAUCUACGGGUCUCGCCUCCCGCUAAUUGCUUUUUUCAAAAACAGGAUUCUGCUCACCGUAUAAGAAAGCCUAAUCGUCUUCUAUGGCGCUCUCCCAAACUUCGUCGGAGCUCUGGCAUCAUUUGCAUGGCUGAACCUUAUCUGAUUACCAAGUUGGAAUCGGCUGAGAAAACCUGGAAGGAAUUGUCAGUAAAGCUUGCUGACCCAGAUGUUGUCUCAAAUACAAGUGAAUACCAAAAGCUGGCACAGUCUAUGGCAGAGCUGGAUGAGGUGGUUUCAACUUACAGAAGAUUUAAGGAAUGUGAGAAGCAAUUAGAAGAUGUAAAAGCAUUAGCUAAAGAGGAUGGUAUGGAUGAGGAUAUGGAACAGAUGAUUGUGAUGGAAGUAGAUUCUUUAACCAAAGAACUUGAACAACUUGAGGAUAGUUUAAAGGUGCUGCUUCUUCCUGCUGAUCCUCUUGAUGCUCGGAACAUACUGCUUGAAGUCAGGGCUGGUACAGGAGGUGACGAGGCUGGAAUCUGGGCUGGUGAUCUUGUGCGCAUGUAUCAGAAGUACAGUGAGAGAAACUCUUGGAAGUUUACACCUAUAUCUUAUUCUGAGGCUGAAAAGGGGGGAUAUAAAACAUUCGUGAUGGAGAUAAAAGGACAACGCGUCUAUAGCAAAUUGAAGUAUGAGUCUGGUGUCCAUCGUGUUCAACGUGUUCCUCUGACAGAAACACAGGGUCGAGUUCACACAUCCACAGCUACUGUAGCAAUCAUGCCUGAGGCUGAUGAAGUCGAGGUGGUUAUUGAUCCCAAAGAUAUUGAACUUACUACAGCAAGAUCUGGAGGUGCUGGAGGUCAGAAUGUAAACAAGGUUGAAACGGCUGUCGAUCUUACCCACAAACCUACAGGAAUCCGCAUUUUCUGUACUGAAGAAAGGACACAACUCAAAAAUAGAAAUCGUGCGAUGCAGUUAUUGCGAGCAAAAUUAUAUGAACUUCAGGUACGCGAGCAGCAAGAGAAGAUAAGGACUCAACGGAAGUUACAGGUUGGCACUGGUGCUCGUUCUGAAAAGAUCCGAACAUAUAAUUACAAGGACAAUAGGGUCACUGACCAUCGAUUAAAAAUGAACUUUGAGCUCACUUCUUUUCUAGAUGGUGAUAUAGAAACAGCGGUUCAGUCCUGUACUACUAUGGAGCAGAAAGAGUUAUUGGAAGAACUUGCUGCUUCAGUAGGUGCAGCAGCAAACUAACCGGAGGACUUUAAUGAUCGCUUUUGUCGUAUCAUCUCGAGUGUAUAAUUGAUGUAGGCUUACUGUGAUAUGAAGCCGUUGUUACAAGCUAAGCGAGAAUCAUCUUUUUAUCGAAAUAUAUUUUUUCAAGUAAAUUUUGGUCGAAAAAAUGAUGCUUGUUCUUUACUGAUAUUGCCCUUUGGCUGUAGUCUUCAUUUUAAUGCUGCUGGUUUUUUUAUUUUCAUUGUAUUUAGACAUUGCACUUACUAUCUUGUAUCUGGAAUUCUGGAUUUAGUUAGCGAAAAUUGACGUUCAACAAACAGAAUGCCAUAACUGUACAAGGUACAGUUUGUUUGGAAUGAUACAGUUGCCUUAUGCAAACAUACAUUUCGGUCGUCUUGAUCAUUAUCCAAAAAGGAAAAAAGUAUUUGAAAAUUUUUUUCAUAAAAAAAAAAUUUUUCAAUUUAAAAACUGUUAAUAAUAAUCAAUCUUUUGGUAUCCUCUAAAAAAUUAUCAUUUCUUUUGCAACUGGUCUUAGAUGCGACCGUCUCAAUAUGAGACGGAUAGCCCAAUCAGUUCAAAAAUAGUUUUCCUCACC
Messenger RNA from Amaranthus tricolor (Joseph's coat), 1976 nucleotides. Its product is annotated as peptide chain release factor APG3, chloroplastic. The coding region runs from base 143 to 1399 and encodes 418 amino acids. Gene Ontology annotation, biological process: thylakoid membrane organization; chloroplast organization; translational termination. The transcript is spliced from 15 exons. Lineage: Eukaryota; Viridiplantae; Streptophyta; Magnoliopsida; Caryophyllales; Amaranthaceae. Gene Ontology annotation, molecular function: translation release factor activity, codon specific. Gene Ontology annotation, cellular component: chloroplast. The record is from RefSeq and is a predicted model, not a curated record.